Messenger RNA from Zingiber officinale, 393 nucleotides. RefSeq lists its product as uncharacterized. NCBI's taxonomy places the organism in Eukaryota, Viridiplantae, Streptophyta, Magnoliopsida, Zingiberales, Zingiberaceae. Bases 88 to 339 code for a protein of 83 amino acids. The transcript has a single exon. The record is from RefSeq and is a predicted model, not a curated record.
UCAAAGUCAGCUUAUCCUUUCUCAAAUCUCUCGAGCCCUCGACGCAGAUCCAGCGGAGUGUAGACGCCGAGCGGAACAAUCGCCAGGAUGGUCUGUAUUGCGUGCCUGUUGCCUUUGUUCUUGAUCCCCGUCGUUAACGCCUUGCCUCUGCUCUUCGAUCUCAUCGUCGGUAAGAUCUACAGGCUUUUCGGCUGGGAAUACAGAAAGCCUGCAAGGGUGCCAGCUGCUUGUCCAUACAAGCCUGCUUCAAAAAAUGUUGAUGGUUUAAAUGCAGGUACAGAGUCUCUUGUGGAACCUCAUAAAAAUUCUGCUACACAAUCUGAUAAAAAAGAAGAAUAGAAUCAGAGUCAGCAGCUGUUUCCAUGCCAAAUGAACAGUUUGAAGUUUGUAUAA